Psammomys obesus (fat sand rat) is the source of this 4598-nucleotide messenger RNA. Its product is annotated as galactoside alpha-(1,2)-fucosyltransferase 2. The transcript is spliced from 5 exons. Bases 980 to 2188 code for a protein of 402 amino acids. Gene Ontology annotation, molecular function: galactoside 2-alpha-L-fucosyltransferase activity. Gene Ontology annotation, cellular component: membrane. The record is from RefSeq and is a predicted model, not a curated record. Gene Ontology annotation, biological process: carbohydrate metabolic process. Lineage: Eukaryota; Metazoa; Chordata; Mammalia; Rodentia; Muridae.
CUCAGGAGGCUUCCUCCGCCCUGAGUGAGGAGCCAGGCUGGAAGGAACAUUGAACCACCUGCCUUCAGAGCCACCUUGUCAUCCAUUUCUCUGCUCCACAGCCAAAUGAGAUUUUUUUGAGACAGAGUUUCUCUGCGUAAUCUUGGCUUUCCUGGACUCACUUUGUGAACCAAGCUGGCCUUGAACUCACAGAGAUCCACCAGCCUCUGCUUUCCCAGCGCUGGGAUUAAGGGCGUGCACCACCACUGUCUGCCUGCAUUUAUACAUCUUAAGACACUUUCUUAGAACCUCACAACUUACUUAAGCUUUAAACCUUUUUUUCUAUCCAAUAAUUUACCAUGAGACACAAGUGGUUGAUUAACAAGAACAGUCUUUUGCAAAGCAAGUUCCUUUACAUAAAAGAAUAGUUAUUAAAAAAAAAAGUUAUAUUGAAAAGUAAGUUUAUCUUUAUCUCUAUCAGUGUGAAAUCUGUUAACAAGGUAAAGUGAAUCUGUGUCCAGUCUUUCUCAGCAAGAGACCUAGGAGCUCUAGAAAACUGAGACCUGAUUGUUCGGAAUUAAACGAGCUGACCAGGCAGCUGUAGCCUUGCCGGAGCUGGUAUGCUGGCUGCUGUCAACAAAAAGGGCUGCUGGAGACUCCGGGGAGACGCCAUCCUGACCUGCCGAGGAGCUUGAGAGUCUCCCUCAGGAUCGAUCCUUAUGCCUGAGAGGCUGGAGCUGGACUUCUGGCCAAGCACAAAUUGGACAUCAAACAAGCCAUAUUGGCUCACUGUCAUUCCAACCCCGAAGCAGGAAGAUUGGGCAACGCAGUUCCUGGCUAGACUGAGCUACCGAGGGAAAUCCUGUCUCAAACAAACCCAAAAGGAAGCAAAACAGAGCCAGAGCCACGGUCCAGACGAUUAGCCAAAAGGGCACCAGUAUUUACACACACGUGGCUAUCAGCACACACCUAACCUGCCGUGCUUUCUUUCCUGGCAACCAUGGCCAGCGCCACGGUUCCUUUCUCCUUUCCUCUGACCCACUUUGUCAUCUUUGUCUUCGUGAUAUCCACCAUCAUCCACCUCCAGCAGCGAAUAGUGAAGCUCCGACCCCUGUCAGAGAUUGAAAUCCAGACGUUCCCAGUGCCCUCCGGAGACCCGGCAAGCGCAGAGAGGCAGGGCAUGUUCACCAUCAACUCCAUUGGCCGCCUGGGGAACCAGAUGGGCGAGUACGCCACGCUGUUCGCCCUGGCCAGGAUGAACGGGAAGCCCGCCUUCAUCCCCGCGUCCAUGCACAGCGCGCUGGCGCCCAUCUUCAGGAUCAGCCUCCCCGUGCUGCACGGCGACACCGCCGGGAGGAUCCCCUGGCAGAACUACCACCUCAACGACUGGAUGGAGGAUCGGUACCGCCACAUCCCGGGGCGCUACGUGCGCCUCACCGGCUACCCGUGCUCCUGGACCUUCUACCACCACCUGCGCCCCGAGAUCCUGCAGGAGUUCACCCUGCACGACCACGUGCGCGAGGAGGCCCAGGCCUUCCUGCGCCGCCUGCGGGUGAAUGGGAGCCAGCCCAGCACCUUCGUGGGUGUCCACGUGCGCCGGGGAGACUACGUGCAUGUCAUGCCCAAUGUGUGGAAGGGCGUGGUGGCUGACCGGGGCUACCUGGAGAAGGCCCUGGACAGGUUCCGGGCACGCUAUUCGGCUCCAGUCUUCGUGGUCACGAGCAACGGUAUGGCCUGGUGCCGAGAGAACAUCGACGCCUCCCGCGGAGACGUGGUGUUCGCGGGCAACGGUAUUGAGGGUUCGCCGGCCAAGGACUUCGCACUGCUCACCCAGUGCAACCACACCGUCAUGACUAUUGGAACCUUCGGGAUCUGGGCUGCCUACCUGGCAGGAGGUCAAGGCAGGAGGAGCCACUGUAACAUUCAAGGGCAGAGCCUUCUUGUAAGAAGUGUCCCUUGGGCUGCAAACAAGAGAAGCAGAAACAUCUUCGGAAAACGUAGUCACACACUGGGCACCAGCAGCUCCAAGACAUCACUGGUGACCCCAGUUCUGGAUAACAACCAGCAGGGCCAACGCCGUUCUUUAGCACAGCUGUCUCCUGGUGCCAGAAGGCCUCACAGGCAGACAGCCGCUGCCAAGGCGGCAAGAAAAGGCUCAUUGCUUUCUUUCCCUUUGAGAGGUGAGAAGCAGCCACGUUUGCCCACUUAGUGGCAUCAUCAUGAAGUACUUGACGCUGGGUACUUCACAAAGGUCCAGUGAGUGCCUCCCUGUGAUGGCAUUUCCAUGGUGGGGCAGCGUGUGACAAGCAUCAGUCCUAGGAAGCCUGAGCAAAGAGGAUGGGGCUGGCUCUAUAGCCACCGACCUUCACGAACUGACUGGAGCCUGCUGAGAACUGUUAGCCCCUCUGAAGGCAGUGCCUUUGAUGACCUAGGAAUGUCUCGUAGUCUGUUAGGAUUUUAGUUUUUAAAUUAUGGAUCGUAUGUGUGAGUGUGUGAAUGCAAGUACCUCAGAGGCGCUGGCUUCCUGGAGCUGGAGCCAUAGGCAGCCAGGGAUCCUCUCUUAACUGCUGAGCCCUGUCUCCAGUCUCCUAUGCCUCUCAAAGGCCUCACUAUCACCACGCUGAGGACCCUUUUCAAGUCCAAUGAAAGCCGCACCUCUGCAAGCACUCCAGCUGGCUCCCUUGUCCCCUUGACAAGCCCCACCAGGCAGCAAAGGGUUGAGGAGGAGGUGCUGGAUUGGUUUCGCCUGCGAUCCGAAGGGGUCAUUGUUCACUGCACAGUUACCUGGUCAAAAGGGAGGUGGGGGCUACAGUGAGCCCACAGUGCCCCCCACCAAGUUGCUUGUCGUUGGGACUCUGUCCACCAAGGGCUCCUUCAUCUUGCUCAGUCCGUCUGAGGAGAACUCUGUGGGUGGAGCUCAGAGCAGCCAUACAUCCAAUCCUGCUGUCCUUGCCUCCUGGAGACCAGCGGGACAUCUCCAGUCCCAAGAGCCAGUCUGAGCUGCAGAGUUCAUCUCAGAAACAGAAAGAACAUGGCAAAAUCCAGACUGGGCAGUGAUGGCACACACUUUUAAUCCCAGCACUCAGGAGGCAGAGGCAGGCAGAUCUCUGAGUUUAAAGCCAGCCUGGUCUACAAAGCCAGUCCAGAACAGUCAGGACUACACAGAGAAACCCUGUCUCAAAAAAAACAAAACAAAUAUGCCUCUCCACAAUUUCAUGUUUUCUUUCUUUCUUUCUUUCUUUCUUUCUUUCUUUCUUUCUUUCUUUCUUUCUUUCCUUCCUUCUUUCCUUCUUUCUUUCUUUCUUUCUUCCUUCCUUCCUUUCUUCCUUCCUUUCUCUUUCUUUCUGUCUUUUGAGACAAGGUCUCUAUAUAGCCCUUGCUGUCCUGAAAUUCAUAAUGUAGACCAGGCUGGCCUUGAGCUCUGCCUCCAGGGUGAUAGGCUCAAAGGCCUGUGCCAGUCACACCCAGCCCAUUUUUACAUUCUUGAGAGUGAUAAAACUGAGCUUGAGCCAUUCCUCCAUGAGGAUGGGCAGGGGUGGGUGUUGCACAUAUUUGAUCCCAGCACUCCAGAGGCAGAAGCAGGCAAGUGGAUCUUUGUGAGUUCUAGACUAGCCUGGUAGAGGACAAAAAUGCCUUGUGUACACAGAUAAGCACUGGAGAAGCCAGGAACAUUAAAGACACAGCUUGCUUCUUCAAUGGAGUGAGGUGCACAGCUGCUCUUCCUAGAAUGCCAGGAAUGAUGGAGUUUGGUGUUUUGUUUUGUUUCAUGUUUGAUUUGUGGUAUUUUUUGGUUUUUUGAGGCAGGGUUUCUCUGUGUAGCCUUGGCUCUCCUGGACUCACUCUGUAGAGCAGGCUGGCCUCGAACUCACAGAGAUCCGCCUGCUGGGAUUACAGGUGUGCCACAUCCAGCGGAAUGAAGUAGUUUUACAGCCUGGUGAUGCUUUGCUGCCUGGAGACAGGCUCUGUCAGAAGCUCCAGAAUGUACUUAUCCCACACCCUUUCCCAUGUAGCCCAGGGAAUCUUGGGCAUUGCUUUUAGACCACGAACCCAUCCUUAUGUGUGAUGUCACUUAUGCUUUAUUACAGCCUAGACUUCUACAUUAUCUUGGGGCCAGGAUAGUCCUGACACCCACAAGCGCUGUUUACCUCAGUCAUGCUCCUUUGAUCUAAAUCUUGGGCAGUUUUUGAGCCAACAGUACCCGUUCUUGUGAAAGAAGCCAUGUGAACUGUGUAAAGAAUAUUAAUGUAUGUCUUAAAUUGCUGUUCCCUGGGGGUUAAUUAGUAGCUAUCUAAACACUUUUUCCUACAUUGUGCUAUGCUUGAAUAUGGCUAAAGGAAAAUGACCUGGGCAGACUCUAGACAUCCUGGUCCAGCACCGGUUACGAUUAAUUCUACCUGAGCCAACUUUCAUUCUGACCUCACCCUGUUUGUUUGUUUGUUUGUUUGUUUGUUUGUUUGUUUUCUCUGCCUGCUGUAAAGCUUGCUGGGGGAUCACCACAGCCUGGUCUUCAUGGUGAGUUCCAGGAGAGCCAGGGCUAUGGGGAGACCCUGUUUCAAAAACUCAAAAGAGAAAACCAAACAACAAAAAAUGAAUUAAAAUUGACCACAGUGGUAAAUGAA